Messenger RNA from Arvicanthis niloticus (Nile rat), 455 nucleotides. The record is from RefSeq and is a predicted model, not a curated record. NCBI's taxonomy places the organism in Eukaryota, Metazoa, Chordata, Mammalia, Rodentia, Muridae.
UGGCAGGAGGCAGCACAGGGCUUCCUCAUCUCUACCCUGCUCUCACUCAACUUCCGACCACCCAAACCCGGGAGAAGACCAGAUGGCUGAUUCCGAUCCUGGGGAAAGAAGCUAUGAUAACAUGCUGAAAAUGCUGUCCGACCUGAACAAGGACCUGGAAAAGCUAUUGGAAGAGAUGGAAAAAAUCUCAGUGCAGGCAACCUGGAUGGCCUACGACAUGGUGGUCAUGCGCACCAACCCCACACUAGCAGAGUCCAUGCGCCGGCUAGAAGAUGCCUUCCUCAACUGCAAAGAGGAGAUGGAGAAGAACUGGCAAGAGCUACUCACUGAGACCAAGCGCAAGCAGUGAGCCACCAUCUGUCACCAGCCUGUGGGGUGAAGCCAGGGACAUGAGUCCAGAAGCCCAGACGUGUAGCCGUGUACAUGGUACUUGUUUCUCAAUAAACUUAUUUUCA